This is a messenger RNA of Stylophora pistillata, 1641 nucleotides long. RefSeq lists its product as uncharacterized. Lineage: Eukaryota; Metazoa; Cnidaria; Anthozoa; Scleractinia; Pocilloporidae. The record is from RefSeq and is a predicted model, not a curated record.
UCGGUCGUUUUGCAUUUUUUGCUCUAAUGGUCUUGCAGUGCUUUUUCUUGGCUCAAUAUCCAGCGUACUACGAAGAUAAUGGCGACUGGUACACAGCUUCGAUAUUUUACAUCCCCGCUGCGGCGAUUUGGUGGUUUAUCAACAGCAAUAAUGGAGAACUUUCCCAAGUGCUUUUAUUCUGGGUUGUGUAUGUUUGGUUGGGAAUUGUACCCAUGGUCGGCAUUGUUUUCGGCCGUAUCAGUGGCAAAAUCGAAAGUGGAGGAUUCUGGAAUGCCAGCACUUUAAUAAUGACUCUUUGCAUAACGCCAUUUCUACUCUUGCUAACACUGCACACAAGGAUAGCAUCAAGUCAGCCGAUUGUUCAUGCGAAUCGUGUCUGCGAAUGGACAGCGAAGGUCACCAUAAAUGCUUUUGGUGGAAUCGAACUACUUGGUGUCCUGUUAGAAGAAGGCCAGUACAACCAGGAGAUUUCGAAAGAUUUCAAAAAUGCAAUUAUUACCUUUACUUGUCUGAGUUUCAUGUGGUGGCCUUUGGGAACGUUGUUAGACCGCGACGCCGAAAAAGUGGGUUUUGAUUUUAUCAGGGAGCGCGACAGAACACUUUAUUUAUUAAGUUGUGGUAUCCAAGUACUCCUUGACCUGAUAUUCUUUGGACUCCGUUUGGGAUUAUUCCAAGGAUACGGCAGAAGUGUGUCCGUUUUCAUGAGCAAAAAUAUUAUUUUUGUAAUCGUUUACUCGAGGCGUAUUUUUAGCUGCUUCUGCAGACUGGACGACGACUCAAAUUCCACCGCGGAUGAGCAGCACGGGGAGCGAAGGGGGCCUUCGACAUCUACACAAGUACAUGUAGGUGCCAAUUCGUCGAACCCUUUCCCUCUCAGCAGUUUUCCAAACGACUCAGAAGAAGGUUCUGCUCCACCGCCGUACACAGCAAAUGAGCAACAAGGACAAACCAUAGAAUCUUCCACAUUCAUUUCCCCGGUUGCCAGAGAAUAUAUGGGACCGCGAAUUAUUAAUGUUCUCGGAUUUAACCCGAUUGAAGAUCGUGUCCCUUCUGCUCCACCUCCACCAUAUGAGGCAUGACCAAGUACAAACUGCCCACAGAAGCUUGUAAUUUCCAAUUUUUCAAAAACCACUUCGCUUUCAGUAUUUUUUAGUGAGAGGGUGCUAAUAAGACUUAUAGUAGUCACAAUUUGCAGGUGACUUUUCAGAAUAUAUAGAAAGCCUAACUAUAGGCCUAGUUAUUGUGAUGGUUGUACCAGUUCGACAUCAUGACAUAGUUAUGUAAUGUAUUGAGAUUUAAUGGCUUCAAAGUCAUGUUAAGCUAAUCCUGAUUUUGACUAGAGUGGCUCUUAUGUUGGGACUGUUAGAAUAAACUGUUAUUUUGAUUGGAACCAUCAAAAAUUGGAGCUCAUAGAUUCCUUGGAUGGUAACUUCAGUUAAUCGUGUUAUUUUACAACAAUAAUUAUUGCAUAUAGCAAUAUCACUGUACUAAAAUGAUAUAUAAGUGACGAGUCUGAAUUCAGAUUAUACCACAUUAUUAGAAUAAAACCUUUUUUAAGAGGCCAUUCAGUUGAAAGCUCCGAAGUUACUCUCAUUUAUUAUUCGAUCAAUAAAACCCUUGCAAGCUUUAAAUUACGACUUA